UUAGUUUAUCAUUUCGGACAUUUCCCCUCUCGGAAACCCUAACCUCCGUAGUCCGUACUCUCUCUCUCUCUCUCUCUCUCUCUCUCUCUCUCGUAAGGGCUUCGGGCUCAUUUAGCUCAGCCAUGGCUAUGCAAGCGGGCAUGGGAUUAUCCCGUAUCCUGAUAUUAGUCGGAGCAGGAUACACUGGCACGAUCAUGCUGAAUAACGGUAAAUUGUCGGACUUGCUUGGAGAACUUCAGUCAUUAGUAAAGGGAACGGAAAAAUCUGGGGACCACUCGGGUGGUGAUGCUGAAUAUUCUGAUGCCAUUGCGACCCAGGUGCGCCGAUUGGCAAUGGAUGUUCGACAACUAGCCUCCGCACGGCAGGUUACUAUUCUGAAUGGGAAUAGUGGUCAAAUUGGUAACUUAACAUCUCUUGUAGUUCCAGCUGCUACCUUAGGGGCGUUGGGUUAUGGCUACAUGUGGUGGAAGGGCCUUAAAUUCUCAGAUCUUAUGUAUGUGACAAAGCGUAAUAUGGCCAAUGCUGUUUCAAACUUGACAAAGCAUUUGGAGCAUGUUUCAGAGGCUCUUGCUUUUCCUCCCCCCCUUCUCUCUCCCCUCUUCCCCCAAGUGAGCGAGAGUUUUUAUAUUUGUUCAGUCUCUUAUUUAGAUAUGGCAACAAAGAGGCACUUGACUCAACGCAUAGCAAACUUGGAUGAUAAAAUGGAAAAGCAGAAUGAGAUGUCAAAGUUAAUUAAGAAUGAUGUUUCUGAAGUUCAAAAGUCACUUUCUGACAUUGGCUAUGACUUGAAUGAGCUACAGAGAUUGGUGGAAGGUUUGGAUGGCAAGAUAGGUACAUUGGAAGAUAAGCAGGAUAUUGCAAAUCUAGGUGUUCUGUAUCUGUGCAACUUUGUUGAUGGAAAGAAAGGAGUAAUGCCUGAAGUUUUCAAGGAGCAACUUAAACUUACUGGAAAAUCUCGUAGUUUACUCACAUAUACAGAAACUCCAAGUAUGAAGGGUCUUAAGGAGAUUGCAGACAGUUUGUCUGGAGGUAUGGAUAGGUCAGCGUCGGAUGCAAUUGUGCAAGAUGGUGUUGAUAGGUUGGAAGAACAGCCAAGAACCCUGCUGAGGGCGUUUUCUACCAGUACCAGGUGUUGAAUACAAACUUCUAGUCGAGACGGUAACUAGCCAUCAGUGUGGUUCUUCGUCGAUGUAUUUGUGCAGCAUUUAAUUUGGUUUGAUUUUUCGACUUUGCUGUACGCACCACCGGUCGUUACUGGGAAUUUUUCUUGUAUUAAUUUCUACACGCAUAGAUAGAUCCAUUUUUUUGGUCCCUUUGAAUGUGGCAAGAAUAAGUUCUAAUAGGGGAUGUAAAGCUUGUUUCAAUACAACGAUGAACUGAAUAAAGCACCCAUCAGGUUGUCUAAUUAUCUCAGGCGAGGCCAACUCUGUGUCGACCUAUAUGCAAGAGAUUUGACCUGUAUUCUUUUGAACUUGUUAAGAAAGAUGUUUCUCCAUGGUUUGAAUUUA
Carya illinoinensis is the source of this 1508-nucleotide messenger RNA. RefSeq lists its product as uncharacterized. NCBI's taxonomy places the organism in Eukaryota, Viridiplantae, Streptophyta, Magnoliopsida, Fagales, Juglandaceae. Bases 123 to 1136 code for a protein of 337 amino acids. The transcript is spliced from 14 exons. The record is from RefSeq and is a predicted model, not a curated record.